CGACCGCACGAAUAUAGGUAGGAGCCGUUUACGAACGAGUCCUCCUCCGCUUUGAUCCCAAAUCGAGAUCGAGAGCGAGGUAGACCCAAUUCGCCGAUCCUUUCUCGCUCCGAUCUCUAGGGUUUUCGAGGUCCUACGCCCAAUCAUCCCGUUAGCAGUCAAGAGUUCAUGUCUGCUCUCGACGCUCAGCUUCCCACUACUUUUGAUCCGUUUGCGGAGGCAAAUGCUGACGACUCCGGGGCGGGAUCCAAGGAGUAUGUGCACAUCCGCAUACAGCAAAGGAACGGGAGGAAGAGCCUGACGACUGUGCAGGGGCUGAAGAAAGAGUUCAGCUACAACAAGAUCCUCAAGGACCUUAAGAAGGAGUUCUGCUGCAAUGGUACUGUUGUCCAGGACCCUGAGCUUGGCCAGGUUAUCCAACUCCAAGGUGAUCAGAGGAAGAAUGUUUCGGCCUUCCUAGUUCAGGCGGGAAUCGUGAAGAAAGAACACAUCAAAAUACAUGGUUUCUAAACUAUCUCCCUCGAAGAAGUGAUUGGGCUACAAUAUUAAGUAUUGCUAAUUAGACCUCUAUAUAUGUUUGCUACAUUGUGGUUUGAAGCUGUGGAGUUGUUGUACUACUCAACCAUAUGGCCUUGCUCUGUUACUACUUUGUCUAUCUCAUAAGCUUGUACUACUCUCUUUUCUGCUUUAAGCUUUCUUGUUUUUAUUGCUUCA
This is a messenger RNA of Ananas comosus (pineapple), 714 nucleotides long. RefSeq names its product protein translation factor SUI1 homolog. Lineage: Eukaryota; Viridiplantae; Streptophyta; Magnoliopsida; Poales; Bromeliaceae. The transcript has 5 exons. Gene Ontology annotation, biological process: translational initiation. Gene Ontology annotation, molecular function: RNA binding; translation initiation factor activity. The record is from RefSeq and is a predicted model, not a curated record. Bases 169 to 510 code for a protein of 113 amino acids.